Molecule: messenger RNA, 1147 nt
Organism: Emericellopsis atlantica
Lineage: Eukaryota; Fungi; Ascomycota; Sordariomycetes; Hypocreales; Bionectriaceae
Product: eukaryotic translation initiation factor 6
Exons: 4
Coding region: 173-913 (246 amino acids)
Biological process (GO): cytosolic ribosome assembly; maturation of 5.8S rRNA; ribosomal subunit export from nucleus
Cellular component (GO): cytosol; preribosome, large subunit precursor; nucleolus
Molecular function (GO): ribosomal large subunit binding
Source: RefSeq, a predicted model, not a curated record
AAAAAAGUCACUGCAGGCCCGUACAGCAUCAAAUCUUCCAACAGCAUCAUCACCAACCCUUCGCUACCUUACUUGCCUACCAUAUCCGUCCGUGGUAGCAGCAGCGCAAACACCCCAACCUAUCCUCACCAUACACGACACAGGAGCCGCAGCCACAGCUACAGCAUCAAUCAUGGCGGUCCGCGCACAAUUCGAGAAUUCCAACGAAGUCGGCGUCUUUGCGACACUGACGAACUCGUACGCCCUCGUGGCCCUGGGCGCGAGCGAGAACUUUUACAGUGUCUUUGAGGCCGAGCUCCAAGAUGUAGUCCCUACCGUCCGAACGACCAUUGCUGGCACCCGCAUCAUUGGCCGCCUCACAGCCGGCAACCGCAAAGGUCUCCUUGUGCCCACGACCACCACAGACCAGGAGCUCCAGCACCUGCGCAACUCGUUACCCGACAGCGUGCGUAUCCAGAGAAUCGAGGAGCGCCUCUCUGCUCUAGGCAACGUCAUUGUCGCCAACGACCACAUUGCCCUGAUCCACCCGGAUCUGGAGCGGGAAACCGAGGAGAUUGUCGCCGACGUGCUCGGCGUGGAGGUCUUCCGCCAGACCGUGGCGGACAAUGUGCUCGUGGGCAGCUACAUGAGCUUGUCGAACCAGGGAGGCCUGGUGCACCCCAAGACCAGCAUCCAGGACCAGGACGAGCUGUCGAGCUUGCUCCAGGUGCCCCUCGUCGCUGGCUCGGUGAACCGCGGCAGCAACGUGGUGGGCGCCGGCAUGGUCGUCAACGACUGGCUGGCCGUGACCGGUCUGGACACCACCGCCACCGAGCUGAGCGUCAUCGAGAGCGUCUUCCGCCUCGGCGAGGGCAUGGGCCCCAGCAACAUCAACAACAGCAUGAAGGACACGAUAGUGGAGAGUUUCUACUAAGUGGCCCCGCGUACUUGUUUUGUUCAUGUUGCUUGCUUGGCGUUAUGGGAUGGGGGACCUUUUCUAGUGCGGCUUGGACACUUGAUUGAUUGGCAUGAGAGAGACAUGACCCAAGGGGGUGGCUGUCAUCACCCUCGAUCCUCAUUCUCCAGCUUGACAAUCACACGAUGUUUGCUGUCUCGAAGCACUCGCAUGCCAACUAUCCGUAAAUGUGAAGUCUGAAGGCGACGUGAA